UUGUUUCUUUGCAUGGCUGGUAGAAGGGAGCGGGGGUUGCGGCUGAGGAGAGGGUGGGCGCAGCACAGCACAACCGCGCAAAACGGCGCCUACGUAAGGACACGCCGCACGCGCCCGAUGAUUGGUAUACCAUCGCCACCACCACGAUCGCUACCACCACCACCAUCAUCAUCAUCGGCUAAAUAAAAUCUACUUGCAGUGAUGUACAGACGCACAACACCAUCCCUCGCCAGUUCCUGCACCCGAGUCAUCCUUGCAAACCGAGACUAUCCUGCGUGGUCUCACGAGUUCUCACCUCGUCAAGAAGUUUAAACUUGAACCCCAACUCGCCAACGUCGAUAUUAAGAGGACCUUUGAUGACAUACAUGCUUAUAAUUAUGCUUUUUAAAGAUAUAUGUGCUCGUGCGUCGGCCUUCAUAGGUGCUUUCUAACGGCACUUUCCCCAACAGUCUGCUCAGGUUAUAAGGGGGAUCUUUGUCAUCAUUGUGUGUGUCAUCAUUGUGUGUGUCAGUACCACUAUUAAGUGUCACGGUAGCAGCAGUACGUGCGAGAGUGCGUGGGCUCCCAUGGGAGAGAGGGAGGGGGUUUCGUUAUGAUUUCACCUCGCCCCGUGUCACCCCCAACUCGAAUGGGGUCACGCAGCCGCAGAGCAGGAAACCGCGUCCCAGGUGCGGGGCACAACGUCGGCCGCGAGAAUCGCGUUCCCAGGCGGGUGCGGAACCUCGCCCCAGAGUCAAACCCUGGGUGCCUAGCCCUUGCGAGGCGACCGCCAACCACACCCCGACCUCCCUCGGGACUCCACUCGCUCCUUCCCCCAGAAACCCCACCACGAACCUCGCCACCCCCCACCCCCCAUCAUCACCACGAAGCCGCUGCGAGGCAAACGCGGAACAAUAAAAAUGCAAUGCGGUGGUGCCUGUACAGAGCCGUCUGAGUAGCGACUGCAGCUCACGACGAUGCUGAGCACAAUGCGUUUUUGUUUUCUCGGGCGCAUCGUGGUGUACGCUGCGACGAAUCUUAUGUGCGAGUGUUUUUAAGUGAUUGGGUCUCUGUGUGCGUCCGUCUCUGUGCAAGGCUGUGGGCGUCUUUGUGUGAGGCGAUAGAUUUCUACGGGUGUCUGUGGAGGUCUCUGUGCGAGUCUUCGGGCAUAUCUCUGAAGUCACCGGUGCCACGAGAGCCACUGCCCCACCCCCCCCUGCCCCCUGCACGAGGCGCCGGCCGGAGAGCACGCACGGCCAUGCUGAUGAUCGAGAAGAUGCCCGCUCGCGUGAAGACGGAGCCUGGCGACACCGACGCGAUGAUGAACAACUACGUGUCCCACGUUCAUCCCGACGCGUUCUCUGCCUUCAAGCGGGACGCGAUGGAUGCGCAGGACCAGCCGCUGAACCUGACGGUGAAUAAGCAGCGGAGCUCCGGCGGCGCCCGCGGCUCCCCGCCGCCGCCGCCGCCGCCGCCGCCGUCGGGCGGCCCCCGCCACGCUCGCGCCGCCCACGCGCCGCCGCUGUCCGUCAAGUCGCGCUCCAUGGACGACGCGGCGCUGUCUCGCCACGGCCUCCACGGCCUUGCCCUGAGCCACGGCCUCAACCUUAACCACAGCCUAAACCUUAACCACGGCCUAAACCACGGCCUCCUCAUCGGCCACGGCCACGUUCAGUCGGUGCCGCAGCCUCGCUCGACGACGCGCGGCGGCUCCUCGUCCUCCUCCUCCUCGUCCUCCUCCUCCUCCUCCCCGCCGACCUCCUCGGGGGGCCACGUGCGGACGAACCCGGCGCCGUCGCCGUCCCCGCCGCUGCUGACCCACCAGCUGGUCGCGUACCCGGCCCCCUCCGGCCCGGGCUCCGCGCGGAGCUCGCCCUCGCGGCCCGUCGCGUACCCGUCGGGGGGCGGCCCGCACGACCUCUACUCCUCCUCCUACCUCCUCGCGUCCGCAGAGCCCGGCGGGGGCGGCGGUGGGGGGGCGGGCGGCCCCCCGCCGCCUCCCUCGCAUCUCCUGCGGGGUCUCUCCCUGCCUGUGUCCACGCUGCUGCCCUCGGGCUCCCUGCUGUCCGCCGCGCCGCCAGGCUCCCAGCAGGGCUACCUGCAACUGGUCAACCCCAUGGGCGGCGGGCCGGGCCACGCGAUCCAGCUGGCCGUAAUCUGCACGCCGGUGCCGGCGCACGCGGGCCACCCGGGCCACCCGGGCCACCCGGGACACCCGGGCGGCCCGCUGGACCACGGCAUGCGACACCUUCCCCACCACUCCGCGGCUUUGCCGUACCACCUCGGCGUGGUGGAGCGGGCGACCGAUCGCCACGCGGGCCACCACCACGCGGGCCACCACCAAGCGGGCCACCAGCAAGCGGGCCACCACCAAGCGGGCCACCACCAAGCGAGCCACCACCACGUUGGAGAGUACGAGCUGGCGAUGGACCCGUUGCUGCCGGCGAACCAGCUCGGGGUUCACGAGGCCAAGGGGCAGCUCAAGAGCGCAGCGUCCCAGUCGGUGGACUCGGGGCUGGACUUGUCACCCCGCGUCAAGCGCGAGAGCGAGAGCGACGUGGGCUCCGACGUGGACGACGUUGACGACGUGGACGACGAGGAGAGCGCCUCCACCGACGGCCUGCACCGAUCCUCGCCGAGAGGGGCGGCGGGCGGCUCGCUGGAGCUACAGCACCAGCACCACGGGUCAGGCUCACCGCUCGUGACCCCGCGGACUAAGCGUGCGCGCGACUGCGACUCGCCGGACUCGGCGCGCCGCAAGCGAGUCCACCGCUGCGACUUCGACGGCUGCAACAAAGUUUACACCAAGAGCUCGCACCUGAAGGCCCACCGCCGCACGCACACCGGCGAGAAGCCCUACCGCUGCACGUGGGACGGCUGCACGUGGAAGUUCGCGCGCUCGGACGAGCUGACGCGGCACUACCGCAAGCACACGGGCGUGAAGCCCUUCAAGUGCGUGGACUGCGAGCGCUCCUUCUCGCGCUCCGACCACCUCGCGCUGCACCGCAAGCGCCACAUGCUGGUGUGAUGAGCGUGGCCCACUCCACACAACCACCACCACCACCAUCCCCCGCCCCCCCAAGCCGAGGGGGUGAGGGCCGGGGUGCGUGGGAAGAACAAAAACAACCAAGGAGAGAAAGAAGAGUAAACAAAUGUGGGACGCAAACAAACAAACAAACACUUCCCGUAACCCCCGGAUUGUGGCGUCAGAGCAAGGUUCAGCUGGACUGAACGACGGGUCAGCGUCUGUGGGUUCGCUGGAGGAGUGAACGGUUGGUUGUGGUGUGUUGUGCGCGCGCCUCGCGUGUGCGUCUUUGUACGUGUGCCUUAUGAGUUGAUUACCUCUGCCUGACACUGGGUGGCAGUGUGUGUCCGUGCGGCUGGGUGGCGGUGUGUGUGGCUGGGAAGGGGCUCGGUAGUUGACCACGCCAACUCCCCGUCGGGUGCUGUGCGGACCUCGAUACUCGGUGCUCGCUAACAGCACUUGCCUCCAGCGCGUCUGUAAAGGUUCUACGGGGUGGAUGGGUGGGUGAGGGUGGUAGAAUUGUGCCUGCGUGCGAGUUGACGUCGAUUCCGUCCAUCGCUUUCUCUCUGCCCCUUCCACUCUCCGUGCUGCCAGUGGCUCCGACUCGGCCUCGUUGUCCCCCUGCUGCACCUCCUGCACCUCCUCCAAGCUCGUGCAGCAGGAGCGGAGUCCCGGGCGAGGCCGAGUCGGGGUUGUUUGUUGCUGUUGCUUUGCGCUUUGUACGAUGCUAUUAUUAUUAUUACUACGAAGGAGGGGAGGGCGUUUCGAGUUGUUUGUUUUUUGUUGGGAAGGGUUGGGGGGCACGUUCCUGCCCCCCCCCUCCCAACACCCCAACCGGCUUUCAGUUGGGGGAAUCUUCAUGUGCACAUGUAUAGUGGGAGCUGUAAUGUACAGGGGUGAGCUGUAAUGUAUAAUAAUAAUGUUAAGGGAGAGCUAUAAUCGAUUGGGGGGGGCGUGUGUGCUUGGGGGGGGGGGGGGGCAGGGAGAUGGAGUGGGCGUGUGUACAUUGGAUUGAGAGUGAUUUAUUUUUUUCUGGGAGAGAGAGGCAGUGGGCAGGUUGAAUCCACUGCUGUCGCCGCUUCGGAGGGGAAUGGCUGUAGAUCAAAAGAGGGACAUCCCCCCACACACCCACCAACCCCCCACACACCCACCAACUCCCCCCCACACACCCACCAACCCCCCCACGCACCUACCCACCACCGCUGCUCACCACCCACCACCGCUAUCCACAAACUACAACCGCUACCCACCACCCACCCACCACUGCUGUACGCACUCAGCCAAGACCCAGCGAGUGAAUGGCUCCUCGACUCUGAAUGUGGCUGCCACCGACUCUGUCGGCUGACGAGCUACGCACACGCGCACACACGCACACACGCACACACACACGCACGCACGCACACACAGGCACACGCACACAGGCACACACACGCACACACACACGCACACACACACGCACACACGCACGCACACACACACGCACACACGCACACACAUCCAGGGUUUACGAUGCACAUUGUGCUCAUCCGGCGAUCUGACACCGGAAGGAGUUGGGAUAUUCUGCUGCCCUUGUCCCAUUUUCCUCAUCCCUCUUUAUUUCCAAGUCGUCGUGUUUGAACACCGAGCACCUCAGACUGUGCACCUUACAGUCAACGGUGGGUGGGAUAAGAGAUGGGGCAAGGACGUGGGGGGUGGAGGCGGGGAGGGGGGGGCACGUGGGGUCCCCGGAGCCGGAGAAAAUUUCGCCAAAACAAAUUCCUCGCCACGCAGGUGGAUGAGCCGUGUCUUGGCUCUCUGCCAUCUUCCCCCUCGCCUCGUAAGCAGAGGCCCAGCUCAACAUGGGAGCUGGGCCUCUGCUUACGACACGGCCAGGAGACCCCCACCCCGCCACCACCACCACCCACCACACGUUAAGAUGUGGCCAGGAGACGCUCGUGACAAUUUG
Molecule: messenger RNA, 4949 nt
Organism: Petromyzon marinus (sea lamprey)
Lineage: Eukaryota; Metazoa; Chordata; Hyperoartia; Petromyzontiformes; Petromyzontidae
Source: RefSeq, a predicted model, not a curated record